Messenger RNA from Pyricularia grisea, 210 nucleotides. RefSeq lists its product as uncharacterized. The record is from RefSeq and is a predicted model, not a curated record. Bases 1 to 210 code for a protein of 69 amino acids. NCBI's taxonomy places the organism in Eukaryota, Fungi, Ascomycota, Sordariomycetes, Magnaporthales, Pyriculariaceae. The transcript has 2 exons.
AUGGAAGCCGUAGGGCAGAGUGUUGAGAGCGGUGUUGACGAAACGGGUGGUGCUGGUUAUAUUGGAAGAGCCACUGAUGUGUCCAACCCGGGACCGUCAAGUUAUCUCGGCAAGGAAAUCGAGAUCAGGUUCACAGUCCCCCGCGUCGCUGUCCCCCUGCAAUGCCAAGACAAGCCGAAAGCAGACCAACACAAAGCCAGUGGGGCCUAG